AUGGCCGCCCUGCGGCCGGUGAAGAAGAAGCAGCGGCUGCUGCUGGAGCAGACCCUGGCGGGGGAGGCGAGGCUGGCCCCCCCUGCAGACUAUCAGGCCGCCAUGCUUGGGGUGGGGAGCGCCCGCCUCCCUCCGAGCCCCGAGCGCCACAAAGCCCCCCCCAGGCCGGCCCUGAUCCCAGCGGACGAGUACGUGGGGGACGACUGGCUGGAGGACGACCUCGCGCCUGGCACGGGGUCUCGCAAAAGGAGCCGCUGGAGCCCAGCCGGAACUUGGGGGUCUGGCUUGGAGGACAGCGAAGCGGGGGCUCCUCGGCAGCCCCCUGAGACCACCAGCAGCAGGAGGAGGAGGAGGCCCGCCCGGCAGACGCGACUCACCCUCGACCGGACCCUGCUGGGCAGGAGCCGAGGAGCCGACCCCCCACCCAGAGUGGACUCUCCCGCUGAGCCCGGCAGCCUUCUGGAAGGAGCCGGCAGCAGCCCCACUCGGCGGGGAGACAGCCCCCCCUCGGGUGCCACGCAGCUGCCAUCGCCUCCUGUCCGGGUGCGAGUGCGAGUUCAGGACAGCGUCUUCCUGAUUCCAGUGCCAAAAAGCCGUCCGGUCUCGUGGCUGGCCGAGCAGGCCUCCCAGCGCUACUACCAGGCCUGUGGGCUCUUGCCCCGCCUCACCCUCAAGAAGGAGGGGGCCCUGCUGGACCCUCAGGACAGCGUCCUGGACGUCCUGCAAAGCAACGAGGAGGUCUUGGCUGAAGUCCAGUCCUGGGACCUGCCGCCCCUCCUGGAGAGAUACCGUAAGGCCUGCCAGACCCUGGCGGUGGGAGAACACCCGUUGCUGGGGAAGCUCCUGGAACGCCAGGAGUCGGCCUCGUCCUUCAGCGUCUCCAGCACGGCUCUGCGCCCCCACCACCUGCGCCCCCUCCUGCGGGCCCUCAAGCUGCAGGCCUCCCUCCGCCAGCUGAGCCUCUCUGGCACUGGGCUGGGGGACGAGUCGGCCGAGGAGCUCCAGGCCACGCUGGGCACCAUCCCUGGGCUGAAGCACCUGGAUCUCUCGGCCAACCGGCUGGGCCCCGACGGGCUGCAGAAGUUGGCUGCGGGCCUUCCUGGCUCCUUCGCCUUCCAGGCCUUAGAAGAGCUGGAUCUCAGCUUGAACCCCUUGGGUGACGGCAGUGCCCACUCUGUAGCCUCGCUGCUCCAGGCUUGCCCCGUUCUGGGCACCCUCCGAUUGCAAGGCUGCGGCCUUGGCGCCACCUUCCUGGAGCCUCCCUCUCUCCCGCUGGCCAGCGCCUUGAAAGGCGCUGUGCACCUGAAGAGACUCGCGCUCUCCCACAAUGCCCUGGGACCCCGUGGCCUUGGGCUCCUCUUGAAAAGCCUGCCUUUCGAAUCCCUGACCCACCUGGAGGUGGGCUCCCUGCAGCCCAGGGCGGGGGACCGGCCACAGCUGAGGGACGCCGUGGUUAGCUAUCUAACGCAGGAAGGCUGCGUUCUGACUCACCUGGGACUCUCUGGGAAUCACCUGGACGACGCCGAUGUAUCAGAGCUAGCUAGCAAGGCCUCGCUGAUAGGGGAUGAAGACAUGGCUGAGCAGGAACUGUCAGAGGAUGAAGGUCUAGGCCCUGACACCACAUUUUUCAGGCCGGCUGCUGUGGGCAUGAAGGUUACUCCCUCGAUCAUAGGACACUGGCUUAAAGCCUGCAUUUCCUUGGCCUACGAACACCAGUCUCAACCACUGCCCAGACAUAUCACAGCUCAUUCCACCAGGAGCACGGCCACCUCAACAGCUUGGGACACACAAGCAUCAGUAGAAGAGAUCUGCAGGAUGGUGACGUGGUCUUCUCCGUCACCCGUCAUCAAACAUUACAAAGUGGACAAGUUCGCCUCGGCAUCAUUCAGGUGGCAAAUACUGCAGAGAGUUCAAUCUGAGUCCGGGGCCCUGGACUAG
Molecule: messenger RNA, 1938 nt
Organism: Thamnophis sirtalis
Lineage: Eukaryota; Metazoa; Chordata; Lepidosauria; Squamata; Natricidae
Source: RefSeq, a predicted model, not a curated record